Messenger RNA from Triticum aestivum (bread wheat), 1713 nucleotides. RefSeq lists its product as uncharacterized. Lineage: Eukaryota; Viridiplantae; Streptophyta; Magnoliopsida; Poales; Poaceae. The record is from RefSeq and is a predicted model, not a curated record. Bases 870 to 1412 code for a protein of 180 amino acids. The transcript is spliced from 3 exons. Gene Ontology annotation, biological process: regulation of DNA-templated transcription.
CGCUGUCGGCGAAGCGUGGUUGAGCCAUGGCUCGUGGCGGACGCCGGCGUCCUGAUCCGUGGAUCAGGUACGGUGCUUUCCUCUAGCGCCGGCAGUCCACGCAAUUAAUGCAGUGGUUGGGCCGCUCGCUGGGUAAGGUAGCGAAGUUGGAUUUGGCUCACAUACCGGUCGGCGAAAUAGGUGGAGAUAUCGAGUCCGCGACGGCGACAGGGUGGUCCAGCAACCUCGCCGGGGCGGCGGCGACCAUGGAGUUCUUACUGCAGCCGAUAAACAGAGCGCUGCUUGAGGAGGUGAAUGAUAAUAAUGGGGCAAUGGAGCCCGUGCGGUUCCCAGUCGCCGCCCGGCGGAGCUUGAGGUUGCAGCCCCGGCAGGUUCAAGUGCGGACGGGCAGAUCUGUCGGGCUGAUGGAGCCGGCGCGGACAUGCCUCAGGGCUCCGAGCACUCGAUAGAACAAGUGGACCCAAAAACACCAGGCUGGACGCAAAGGUACGAAAACCUUGGCCUAGCAAUGGCAUAAAAAAUUGAUAGAACAAAAUUGCGUGUGUGCUUGCCAAAUCUGCAAGCAGCAACUGAUGUAGUGGUGCUGAAGAAAUAUAAUUAACCGUGGUCUAGGCUUACAUACUGCAUACUUGCGGAGAUGGCUGACAAGCCGUAGUUAUUGACACCCAGAAAGUUCAGUUAAUGUAAUUUCGUAACUAGUGAGUGUGCUGCAAAACCCAACCUGAUAGCUUAACUGUUGUGACUCGAUGGAGUAUGUCGCAAUACAUACAGAUGCUGCACGGAGGGAGAAAUGGUGCAGAACUUCAUACAAGGUGACGGUGAUCGAAUGAGGGGAGGAAUUUGACUGCGAGUGCGGGCAGUUUGCCCAUAUGGGGCUGUUGUGCAGCCAUAUCCUGAAGUUUCUCGACUUCAUUCGUGUUACGGAGAUCCCAAAGAAGCACAUUGUGAAAAGGUGGACAAGAGAUGCAAGAGAUAUACUUCCAGCUCACCUGAUGCAGUACCAGAGAGACAAUGCUCAGGAAAACCCGUUUUGUUUCCGGCAUUUCAACAUGUAUAUGCAAGCCAUGGAGCUUGUUCGGAUGGGAGACUCAAGUGUGGCAGCUUAUGAGCACUUGAUCUCGCUAUUCAAACACUGUGCAGAAGAGAUGAAACCAUUUACAGACGUCCGAGAUGGCCUUGGUUUGGAAGACAGGUUAGCAUGUAGUACUAGGAUUGAUAACAGGAUGCAAUCAGGAGGCGAUGUAUGCGAAGCAGUAGAAGGUACAGAGGUUAACAACGGCAACGAUGACAGCAAUUCAGCUAAUCAGUCUGAGAAUAGGCUAGGGAACCUGCUAGCACCAGCCAGGCGGAAGAAAGUUGGCAGGCCAACAAGUAGGGAGAAGGCUCCGUAUGAAGGUUUAAGUAACAAGUAGGCAGCAAGGACACAAGCGACAACCUGCCCAGAACGAGGGGGUGUACCGAAACAGCCACGUAAGCCGGCGAGAUGCAAAAACUGUGGAGUUGGAGGACACUGCAGGAACAAGUGCCAUAAGGUAGCGGAACUCAGGAUCAGUUAAUUUCGCCGACCCAAAUGAUGGGAUAACUAAUAAGAAAUACUUUUCUUUCAAUGUAAUUGAGUGUUUUUGAUCUGUAUGAUCUAGGAUUAAAGCCGUUGAUGCUUUUCAUGUAUGUGCAACUGAUAGCUGUUCCUCUGUUUGGACUGCAUUCUCUGAG